Molecule: messenger RNA, 1293 nt
Organism: Rattus norvegicus (Norway rat)
Lineage: Eukaryota; Metazoa; Chordata; Mammalia; Rodentia; Muridae
Gene: Fbxo2
Product: F-box protein 2
Exons: 6
Coding region: 58-948 (296 amino acids)
Biological process (GO): SCF-dependent proteasomal ubiquitin-dependent protein catabolic process; ERAD pathway; glycoprotein catabolic process
Cellular component (GO): cytoplasm; SCF ubiquitin ligase complex
Molecular function (GO): carbohydrate binding
Source: RefSeq, marked provisional
AGCUCCAGGACUCGCCACCCGCAGCGCUCAGGCUCCACUCUCGUCAGCGCCGCAGCGAUGGAUGGAGAUGGUGAUCCAGAGAGUGUGAGCCACCCCGAAGAGGCGAGCCCGGAGGAGCAGCCUGAGGAGGCGGGCGCCGAGGCGAGUGCGGAGGAGGAGCAGCCCAGGGAGGAGGAGGAGGAAGAGACAGAGGCCGUGGAGUACCUUGCCGAGUUGCCUGAGCCACUGCUGCUGCGCGUGCUGGCAGAGCUGCCCGCUACGGAGCUAGUGCAAGCCUGCCGCCUGGUGUGCCUGCGCUGGAAGGAGCUGGUGGACGGCGCCCCACUGUGGCUGCUCAAGUGUCAGCAGGAGGGGCUGGUGCCUGAGGGCAGCGCUGAUGACGAGCGGGACCACUGGCAACAGUUCUACUUUCUGAGCAAGAGGAGGCGCAACCUGCUGCGUAACCCGUGUGGGGAAGAGGACUUGGAGGGCUGGUGCGACGUGGAGCACGGUGGGGACGGCUGGAGAGUGGAGGAACUGCCCGGAGACAGUGGGGUGGAAUUUACCCACGACGACAGCGUUAAGAAGUACUUCGCCUCCUCCUUCGAGUGGUGUCGCAAAGCGCAGGUCAUUGAUCUGCAGGCUGAGGGCUACUGGGAGGAGCUACUGGACACCACCCAGCCCGCCAUCGUGGUGAAGGACUGGUACUCGGGCCGCACGGAUGCCGGCAGCCUGUAUGAGCUCACUGUGAGGCUGCUGUCGGAGCAUGAAGAUGUGCUGGCGGAGUUCAAUACGGGACAGGUGGCUGUGCCAGAGGAUGGCAGCUGGAUGGAGAUCUCCCACACUUUCACCGACUACGGGCCAGGCGUCCGCUACGUCCGCUUCGAGCACGGAGGGCAGGACUCGGUCUACUGGAAGGGCUGGUUCGGGGCCCGGGUGACCAACAGUAGCGUGUGGGUGGAACCCUGAGGGACCUCCCCUAUCCCCACCAUCUGCCCUCUAGGGCAGAAUCCUGGAGUAGAAUGGCCUUAAUUUAGUUGGUAGCGUCCUCACCUGCCUCGUCUACGCCUUGCACCUGCCUCUCUCCCGCCCCUUCCUCCAGUCUGGUCCCCGAGGGGAGAGAAGGAUUUGUUGCUUUUACUGUGGGAUGGCUUCCAUUUGCAUCCCCAUGGGCAGUCGCUUCUAGAAUGUACGAUCCGAUCCGAGGGGGGAAUGGGGCUGCUGCUGGAUCCCGCGCACCUAGCAUUGUGCCUGCCUCAGAGUGGGCACUCAAUAAAUAUUUGUCCAAAGAAGGCAACAAUGGAAGCGCAGAUG